Cydia splendana is the source of this 1277-nucleotide messenger RNA. RefSeq lists its product as uncharacterized. NCBI's taxonomy places the organism in Eukaryota, Metazoa, Arthropoda, Insecta, Lepidoptera, Tortricidae. Gene Ontology annotation, cellular component: plasma membrane. Gene Ontology annotation, biological process: septate junction assembly. Bases 115 to 495 code for a protein of 126 amino acids. The record is from RefSeq and is a predicted model, not a curated record. The transcript is spliced from 4 exons.
GCCGUAGUAGAAACUCGCGCCACGCCAGUUCAUCCAGAGCCCUCACAACAAGUACCCGCGCCUUGCGCUCGCCGAGUGUAAACAAACAGUGUUGUCAGACUUUAAAUCUUCAAAAUGGCCAUCAGCAGACUGUCCAUCCUUAAGUUCUUGGAGCUGGCGCUGACGUGCUCCUGCGUGGGAAUACACGCCGUGAGCUUCAACGGCGACGUGGAAACUGGCAUGCUGGUGACCGGCACCUUCGUCGGGUACCUCAUCGUCAUCGCCGGCGCAGCCGCUGGUUACCUCCUUCAGACCCCGUCCCACAAGCGCGUAGACGUUUUCUACACGCUGAUUGGAGUAGGCCUCUUCAUUGCCAGCGGCGCGAUCCUCAUUGACAGGUUCCACAAUGCCUCCAGGACUGAAUUCGUCAACAAGAACUUGGCGAAGGCUUCUCUGUCCAUCAUCAACGGAGCCGUCCUGCUCUUGGACGCCAUCCUCACCCAACGAGGCGGUUAAGCUGACACUCCCCGCUCUAAGCCAGCAAGGGCUACUUUAACACUUAACACUUUAACGAUACUUCAAGACAAAUACAAUCCAAAGACUUUUAACGAUCUGAAAUUGUCAGAUUUUGAAUUAUAUACAACCGCAAGUACAAAUUGCAACUACAGUGAAAAAGAGAUCGGCUAGCAAUUGUCAUAUUUAUGUAUAAGUGUAUACUGUAGAAUAAAACAACGAGGACAGUUAACACCAGUUAAGACAAAUUAUUGAAGAUAUCUAACACACCUGCAAAGGUAUUCAUUUUAUGGAUAAGUUAUCAUUAUCUACUUAUAUAUAAGAUAUUUUAGGCAGGCACAUAAAUAGAAGCUUUAAUAUUAUUUUUUCGCAAAAACGUAAAAGGUUAUAAUUUACUUCUUUACACCAAAAGGUCAAAAGAAAACAAUUCGUACAUGCCUAUAUUUAUGUAGGUAACAGCACAAUGAUCAUCAUGUAGUAGGAUAAAGAAACCAUAAGUGUUCUAAUGCAUUCACAAUACCUUGUUAGUCCGUCACUUCGAAGGUUAUAAUUAUAAGAUAGACUAUAAUAACUUAUUUUCGACAAUUGUAAUACUUAUUCUAAGGGUUUUCACAUCUUGGUCCAUUUAUGGUCACAACGGCAUUUAAAGUUUUAUACUUAUCAAUUUUACGUAUACAAUUGGAGCUUAUAAAAUGCAAUGUAUUUUUAUAACUGCAAAUCUGUGUCUAUGUUCGUAAAAUGUUUAAACUUGAACUUUUUUUAUUAAAUGCCUAUUACCUUGUUGA